Messenger RNA from Tarenaya hassleriana, 2156 nucleotides. RefSeq names its product NADP-dependent malic enzyme 2. Bases 173 to 1939 code for a protein of 588 amino acids. The transcript is spliced from 19 exons. Gene Ontology annotation, cellular component: chloroplast. Gene Ontology annotation, molecular function: NAD binding; malate dehydrogenase (decarboxylating) (NADP+) activity; malate dehydrogenase (decarboxylating) (NAD+) activity. Gene Ontology annotation, biological process: pyruvate metabolic process; malate metabolic process. The record is from RefSeq and is a predicted model, not a curated record. Lineage: Eukaryota; Viridiplantae; Streptophyta; Magnoliopsida; Brassicales; Cleomaceae.
GGACAGGUCCCUUCCCCCCUAUAUAAGUAAAGAUCUUCUUCCCCGUUCAAUCCACCAAAUUAUCUUCGAGCCCAGAAGAAAGCUGUACCGAUUUUUCCCGAAAUCUUGUCGCUUUUUGUCAUUUUGUGUCCGGAGCCUUUGUGUUGUUCGAUCGUCGACAGCGAGAGAGAGAAUGGGAAGUACUCCGACUGAGAUCUCCGGCGACUGUGUGGCCGACAACAGGUCCGGCGUCGGCGGCGGGAUCUCUGACGUGUACGGUGAGGAUAGUGCCACGUUGGAUCAGCUCGUCACCCCCUGGGUUACUUCCGUUGCCAGUGGCUAUUCAUUGAUGCGUGACCCGCGUUACAACAAGGGACUUGCCUUCACUGACAAGGAGAGAGAUGCCCAUUACUUAACCGGUCUUCUGCCUCCUGUUGUUCUAACUCAGGAAGUCCAGGAGAGAAAGCUGAUGCACAAUCUCCGCCAGUACACGGUUCCUCUGCAACGUUACAUGGCCUUGAUGGAUCUUCAGGAGAGGAACGAGAGGUUGUUUUACAAGCUUCUGAUCGAUAACGUCGAGGAAUUGCUUCCAGUUGUGUACACACCGACAGUUGGUGAAGCUUGCCAGAAGUAUGGGAGCAUUUUCAGGCGGCCUCAGGGUCUUUACAUCAGCCUGAAAGAGAAGGGUAAGAUUCUUGAAGUGUUGAAGAACUGGCCACAGAGGGGAAUUCAAGUUAUUGUUGUCACCGAUGGUGAGCGCAUUCUUGGGCUGGGAGAUCUUGGCUGCCAGGGAAUGGGAAUCCCAGUGGGGAAGCUCUCUCUUUACACAGCUUUGGGAGGAAUCCGUCCCUCGGCGUGCCUUCCAAUCACCAUUGAUGUCGGUACCAACAAUGAGAAGCUGCUGAACGAUGAGUUUUACAUUGGCCUUAAGCAGCGGAGGGCGACAGGACAGGAAUAUGCAGAUUUUCUGCACGAGUUCAUGUGCGCUGCUAAGCAGAACUAUGGAGAGAAGGUCUUGGUGCAGUUUGAAGACUUUGCAAACCACAACGCGUUUGAGCUUCUGUCCAAGUACAGCUCCAGUCAUCUUGUCUUCAAUGAUGAUAUCCAGGGUACUGCAUCUGUGGUGCUUGCUGGGCUUAUUGCCGCCCAGAAGCUGCUCGGUAAAAACCUGGCUGAUCACACCUUCCUGUUCUUGGGAGCCGGAGAGGCUGGAACCGGAAUUGCUGAGCUGAUUGCUCUUCAGAUUUCAAGAGAGACCGGAACUCCGACUGAAGAGGCCAGGAAGAAGAUUUGGCUUGUGGACUCAAAGGGAUUGAUUGUUAGCUCUCGUAAAGAAUCGCUCCAGCACUUCAAGCAGCCGUGGGCACAUGAACAUGAGCCGGUCAAGGAUCUCUUGGGCGCUGUCAAUGUGAUAAAGCCAACCGUGCUGAUCGGGACAUCAGGUGUGGGAAAAACUUUCACAAAGGAAGUUGUCGAGGCCAUGGCUUCCUUCAACGAGAAACCGUUGAUUCUUGCUCUCUCGAACCCUACUUCCCAAGCCGAGUGUACAGCAGAAGAAGCUUACGCAUGGACCAAGGGUCGUGCAAUCUUUGCGAGUGGAAGCCCGUUUGAUCCCGUUGAGUACGAUGGCAAAACUUUCGUGCCUGGCCAGGCAAACAACUGCUACAUUUUCCCGGGUCUCGGUCUUGGUUUGAUCAUGUCUGGUGCAAUUCGUGUCCGUGAUGACAUGCUUCUUGCUGCCUCUGAGGCACUGGCGGAGCAAGUGAGUGAGGAGAACUUUGCAAACGGACUGAUCUACCCGCCCUUCUCAAACAUCAGAAAGAUAUCUGCCAAUAUCGCUGCCAAAGUCGCUGCCAAAACCUACGACCUCGGACUGGCGUCUAACCUUCCUCGUGCAAAGGACCUGGUGAAGUUUGCAGAGAGCUGCAUGUACAGUCCUGUUUACAGAAACUACCGCUAAGUGUUCAGACAGAACAAUCUAUCAUUAUUCAGAACCUUCUCUUUCAGUCCAUGUCUCUGUCUAUGCCUCUGUUUCCUUUUUGUUCUUGUUUCCUUUUAUGCCAUGAUCUAAGAGAACUAUCUUGCUUCCUUUGCCCCUCUGUUCUGUCCUGUAAUGCUUUUGUAAUAACACUUGAAUGAAUGAGUUCACCACCAGAGCCAACAUCCUUUUAUCGAAA